Messenger RNA from Clunio marinus, 861 nucleotides. Lineage: Eukaryota; Metazoa; Arthropoda; Insecta; Diptera; Chironomidae. The record is from the annotation of a GenBank genome assembly.
UCUCUGGAUAAUGUACUUACGAACAUCUGGAUCAUUUAAAAGAAGAAUCGUCUUGAAAAUUCCGUGACAUUGACCUUCAAGAUGUGAUCCGAAACGUCCGAACUUUGAUAUAAAAUUCAUCGUUGACCAUCAAAAAUAGAAGACGCUGAUGAACAUUUUUUUUCUCUUUAAUUCAAUCAAUUUUAUUCAUUAGAUAACGAAAUAUCGUGUGACAAAAAAAAACGAAACAAAAAUAAAUUUAUUUUAAUAAAAUUUCAUUCUAAACUGACUCUCACUCGAUUGUAUGCAUUUGACACAACACCACGAAGAUUCCAAGUGUUUUUGAAAGUCUCUGGUUGACAAUUGUAAUUAGAAUCGACAGCUUUCGACCAAAUUUCAAUAACUUUUUGUCCUUUUUCAAUUGGAACUUUGACAGUCCAAAGCGUCCACGCAUAAUGACGACCAGGCCCAACAUUCUCUCCAUCAGAUAAUUGCUGAAGGUCAGCAGUCACCCAAGACUUCCCUUGAUUCGCUGUAAUGUCGACUCGAAUGAUUCUAUUGCCACCACCUGAAUACGCAUAGCCUUUGACCUCCAUACAUCCAUCAACAAUCUUCACUUGUUUUUCAAGCGGGUUCGGAGAGCAAAUCGCUGACGUUACUGGCAUGUUCUGUAUUGCUGGUGCUGUUUUAAAGUCAACAUUAUCCCAGUCAGUGCUUGGACUGAAUGCUUUGUAAUCAUUUUGUUGCCAAUGUACAGGGAGAUGAUUUCUAACAUAGAAGAAUUCAACUGGCGUGAUGAAGUUAUCAACAAGAAGUGACAGUGGUGGUUCGGCAUUAAAUGGCGUUUGGGAUUUAGGAACUAAAAGUGGACUUCGUGUUGGU